Molecule: messenger RNA, 219 nt
Organism: Sporothrix schenckii 1099-18
Lineage: Eukaryota; Fungi; Ascomycota; Sordariomycetes; Ophiostomatales; Ophiostomataceae
Exons: 1
Coding region: 1-219 (72 amino acids)
Source: RefSeq, a predicted model, not a curated record
AUGUGCGUUCAGAUCGUGGAUCCGUCUCUAUCUUGGGGCGAUGCUUUCUGUUACUGUCUUGAGAACUCCGCUCUUUGCUCGCCUCCUUUUUCAAUGGCUGUGGAGGGGACUCUGCAGGAGCCAGUCGCAUGGCGGGAAGGAGCUACCCAUGUCGAAGCACAAGCACGCAUUCACAUUCAGCACAGGAAGGAGCACAACAGCAAACGCAGCACCGCGUAA